ACUCUCGGCCCGCUGGGGGGCAGAGCGCGGGGGAGCUCCUCGAGAGCGCCCUGCGCCCGGUCGCAGCAGGAGACGGCCGAGACCAGCCGCAGGGGCAGGCGGCGCGCGCGCGCGACGUCAAGGGGGCGCUGCUCCGGCUGUUCCGCCAGCGCGAGUGCGUCGGGCUGCCCGCGGACAACUUGGGCAUCGCCGCGGCGGGGCUGCGGGCUGUGCUGGCGGAGGCCUGCGCGGCCAACCCGAAGGUUGUUGGAGGGCAGCCCCUGGACUGCACCUCCCUUGCGGCGCUGCUGGGGCAGCUGGUAGCGGCGAUGAACGACAGGCGCGUCCUGAGUGUCAAGGGCGCCUGGGAGACCGUGCAGCACACGCACUGCGGCGGCCUCGCGGACGAGCUGCGCGCAGAGGCGUCGGCGCUGCUGCACCGGCUGGUGGCGGGGCAGCCGCUGCCAGGCGGGGCCAGGAUCCCGCUCACCGACGACGGUCUGCACGUCGUCCUGCGGGACCAGCGGCGCGCCCUGAAGUCGAAGUGGGAGGCGCGCGCCAUCGGCGACGAGUCCGUGCGGCGGGAGUACUGGUGCGAGCUGAAGGACACGCUCUCCCGAGAGGAAGCGCUGGUCCGCGCGCAGAACACACGCGCGGCGGAUCAGGACCUGAUGGAGGCGUUGCGCACGUGGGGGGACUGGCUCGACAAGGAGGCCGACCAGGACGCUCGCACAAUCGACGAGGUCUGCGGGGCGUUCGGGCGGCUGAUGGAGCAGAUGCCCGCGCGACCCGUUGCCCGCGCAGGGCGCCAGGCGCUCCUCGCAGCGGCCCGCCGCGUGGCUUCGGUGCGCCGGGCGCUGGAGAGCGAGGCGGAGAGGCGCACCGGAGCGGAGCGCGAGGCGCUGGCCCUCGCGGAGGGCUCCGCGCACCAGGAGGCGGCUGCGCGAUCAGAGGCGGACGAGCUGGCGUCCUCGGUGUCGGACGGACUCCGGGGCGCGGAGCAGGCCGAGCUGGCGGCCGAGGCGGCGCUCCGGGAGCGCGAGGCCGGGGAGCCCGG
Messenger RNA from Prorocentrum cordatum, 1036 nucleotides. The record is from the annotation of a GenBank genome assembly. NCBI's taxonomy places the organism in Eukaryota, Dinophyceae, Prorocentrales, Prorocentraceae.